Molecule: messenger RNA, 5074 nt
Organism: Rana temporaria (common frog)
Lineage: Eukaryota; Metazoa; Chordata; Amphibia; Anura; Ranidae
Gene: NCKAP5L
Product: NCK associated protein 5 like
Exons: 14
Coding region: 164-4063 (1299 amino acids)
Biological process (GO): microtubule bundle formation; microtubule depolymerization
Cellular component (GO): microtubule plus-end
Source: RefSeq, a predicted model, not a curated record
CUGCGCCUGUGCUAGCUAACAAUGCAGCACAAUAACCAAGGCAGCCAGCUCUCAAAGAGCUUCUAUGAAGUGAGAGCAAAGACGGCAGCAGGCGAGAGGUGGGGUGACAUGCUGUGGACCCUGUGCUCGCCAAGCUCCCGGGUAUGAGAUCACAAAUGAGAGAAUGACGUCAGAGGUGGAGGACGAAAUCCGGCUUAUUAGUGGAGGGGUAUCUGAGCCACUAGUCAUCCAGGAACUUCUGGAAAGAUUACGAGAGCUUGAGGCUGAAAACUCUGCUCUUGUGCAAGCCAAUGAAACUCAGCGGGAAACAUAUGAGCGUUGCCUUGAUGAGGUUGCAAACCAUGUUGUGCAGGCACUUUUAAAUCAAAAGGAUCUUCGGGAGGAAUGUAUAAAAUUGAAAAAGAGGGUGUUUGACCUUGAGCGUCAGAACAGAGCAUUAGGUGACCUCUUUCACCAAAAGCUGCAGCGCUCCUCAGGAUCAUCCCCGGAGUUGCAUCCACUGCAGGCUGUAUCUGACUCUCAUGGAGGUGAUCUAGAGAGGCUGCCGGUGUCUCUUCCACAGGGACAAUGUGCAGUGCAGAGAGAGGAGAAGCAACGCUCUGGGAGAGCCCAGUCAUCUUGUCGCUCCUUGGAUGCCAUGUCUCCAUUCCUCAGGAAAAAGGCUCAGAUCUUGGAAGUUCUACGGAGAUUAGAGGCAACAGGAUCUCAGUCUGGAUCAAGCUGCACUGCCCCUUCAACGUAUCUUGGGGGCUUGCCGUCGUCAAGUGGAAAUGGACUGCGCAUCAGAACAGAGCAAGGCUUGGAUUACCUUAAUGGUGAGGGCAUGACCCCUCCAGAACUUGGUGCAGAUGAACCUUGGGCUUCCUGUUUGCUUUUAGCCCAAAGUGGGUGGGAGGAAUUGCUGAAAUGGAAGUCAAUACAACGUGAACCACCAGCAGGUAGCCCUGGAGAGGGUGGAGGCGAACACUUUGGUUUGGCAGCAGAGGAAACGCAGCAGUCCACACGUCAGGCAGAAGGAAGUUCUUCCUCUUCAGAUGAUGAUAUUGGAGAGCCUCCUCCUCCAAUAAGUGAAAUUCGACAGCGUUUACCAUUAACUGACUUGGCAAAGGGCUUUGCACCUUGUAUCUGCUCCCGUGGAGCAGGAGAUAAAAGGGGCCCAGUUGAGGGCCAUUCUGAUGGGACUGGUUUCAAUAGGGGACACAUUGGGCAUCUUCACUCACUGACGUCCUAUGGCAAAAGCCUUCAUGAAAUGGUAGAAAGUCAGCAUAUGUCAGGAGCAUCACCAGCAGUUGCAGAUAGAGGGGACAUUAUGUCUUCCCCAGGGAAAACGUUAAAUUCAGAAAAUGCACCUGAAGGACCUGCUUCUCCCUGCCCUUCUUCUACUGGGAGCACUCUAAGUUUACCAAGAGACACAGGUGGACUUACCCACAAGAGUGCAACUCAGGAGUCACAAGAUGAUUUUUUUCAGCCCCCAUCUAUGGCUCCCAAUUCUUCCUCUUCUGACCCACAAGAUGCACUUAUUCCCUCCACCGAGCCCCGAACACCUCACAUCCCAUCUCCAGCUAAAUUUCUUAAGUUUUUGAAGCUUCCAGGCUCAGGGGAGAAGUCACAGAGUCCAAAUUCUUUAAGGCUCAGCCCUCAGCUCACUCAAACCUCCAAAAUUCCUUGUCGGAGCAAUAAUUAUGAGGCAUUUCCCUCUCCGCGCCCAAGUAGGAAGGCAGCUGACGAAAUACCUCGUCCGGAAGUGGAUGUUGAUCCACCAUCUCCGUCUGAAUUAAUAAACUCUGAUAACAAUAGGCAAGGGCAAACUGAAAGUUCUAGCAGCUUACUAAGUAGAUCUGCAGUACAGUGUUGUACCAAAAAGUCUCAUGAUUAUGAGAAUAUUCCUGCUAAAAAUUCAGAACUUUCCACUGCAAACCAAACUGUUGAAGAUUUGGAGGGUUCUUCAAAGUUGGUUAGUUCAGUUUGUUCUUUUGGCUGUUCCCCUGGACUUUGUGCUCAUUCCCAAGUAAAUUGUACAGAAGAUCGUAGUCAGGCAUUCAAUAGAAAACAUAUAACUUCCAGAAAAACUGUAGAGUCUCCUGGCCAUCUCCCAUUUAAAGAAAGAAUAGGAAAACUGAGGAGUUCAGACAGCCAACAGUCUGAGCUCGCGGUUUCAGGAACUGAGAAUGUUAGGGUAAUAACUGAUGGACCUGACCUCCGCCCAUCAAUGAAGCGAUCCUUAGCUGUUAGUAGUUUAAGGACUCCUGAACCUGGAUCCACUGAGAGUUAUCCACCACGGUACCAUGGCCAAAAAUCUGAUUCUGCUCGCACUCGACAGCCUACCACAAAUUGUCCACCUGGUUCUCCUCAUGGACCGCGUAAUCAACCUCGCGCACCACCUGUCCCUAGCAAAUCUCCUCGCAGCCCUCAUGGCAGUCCAACAAAGUUACCUGCAAAAUCCCCAAGUAAAGCAACAGCCAAACCUCUUGUAUCCCGACCUCUAAGUGAAGAGUUGAGGCCUAGUCCUCGGCAACCUACAUCCUCUAGUGAAGAUAAGCAAAGGAUGCAAUCUGCUGGUAUAGGAAAGAAAGCUGGUACAUGUCCAGAGUAUGCCUGUCCUCGUAGCACAGGCCCACAGGGUACAGAAAGUCUUCCACUAAGUGCUCUGCAUUCCGCUAUAGAAGAAAAAGUCAUGAAGGGCAUUAAAGAGAACAUGUUAAGGUUACAGGAACAACAUCGCUCGCCUCCAUCAGAUCCUAAGCAGCGUAAUUCCAGUGGUAUUGCCAGCUGGUUUGGCCUAAAGAAAAGUAAGCUGCCUGCACUUAGCCGUAGACCAGAGGCUGGACGAGUGAAAGAGGAAAAGCGGGACAGGGCUGCUGGAGGUUCUCCUCGGACUAGAGAUGUAAAAGGUGAAAGCUUAAAUAUCUCCAUGUUAAUGGAAAAAGCAGAAGAUCUGAGAAAAGCUCUCCAGGAGGAGAGGGCCUAUAUUAAUGGACUUUCUCUGGAUAAAAAUCGUAUACCGGUGCCUGUGGACCCGACACAAAAUCAGAGGUCUUUGACUGCGGACAACUUUAUGCAACAGCUUUUGAAUCGAAAGAUGUCCCAUCAUGACUCGCUGUCACCAGGACAGGAAAAGACUGUGAAUCUCCCCAACAGGGACACAGACAGCAAAAAAACACAAAAAACUGUCUACUAUGGGGUGGAUGGGAAAGAGCCACCUCUGGAAGGCCGUCUAGAAGGGAAGACACCUCUGCGUGACUUUCCUAGAUUAUCACCUGAGAACAAGGAAGUUCGACCCUUUCGGCCUCCAAGGAAUGGGAUGGUCACACAUGUCCAGCGAUGUGAACAGAAGAACAUAGAUCAGAUCAGAGAAGUGUCUCUUCCCCCUGAUGAGAGGAUUUCUGAAUCGAUCAAUUCACAGCAUUUUGCAGCUUGCGACUCACUCACUCGGACCCUGGACAGUGGUAUUGGGACAUUUCCUCCACCCGAUUACUGUGGAGGAACGCCAAACAAAAGUGCCCCGAAGAUAAAGCCCAGGCAGGAGUCUCCCUCUGUCCUUCCAGUGGGAAGGUUUUCUGCUUUCCCGAAGGUUCCCAGAAGAGCACGGACUUUGGAGAGGGACAUGAGGGGUGUAGAGGAAAUGUACCCCCCAGGACAGCAUCAGAGUAUUCCAGCAUUCCAUGCACUGUUGGCAGAGCCAGAACCUACUGUGGGACACAGGAUGUAUAGAGAAGAUUCCAGUAGAGAUCACAGUUUGCCACAGCAGAACAAGAACUGGACCUUUCCCAAUGCCAAGAUCAAUGCUGGCUCUGCAGAGAGCUUCCGGUCAAGAGUGCAUGAUCUGGAAGAGAUCCCAUCAGAAGGAGACAGAGACUGUGACAUGUCUGGGUAUGCCCACCCAUCAAUCUGUUUCCCGGGCACUGUGAGCAGCCGCACUCCCAGCACUUCAGAAGUUGGCGACGAGGGUACAAGUGAAGCUAAAUCUCGAGACAACGAGCAGGGUCAGACAGGGCUGGAGAACUCUGAAUCCUUGAGUGAUUCACUCUACGACAGCCUGUCGUCUUGCGGGAGCCAAGGCUAAUGGCGCAUUCCUACACCACCUUACUAGUACAAGCUGCCGGACACCUAGAUUAACAUUGCAGAUGUAAACUGACCAUACUGGCUGCUUGUAGGUGCUAUUCUAUGUGGAGUCUUUGUCCUUUUCAUGACCAUAUUGCUCCUCUAGAAAGACCUUGUCCAUCCCACAUGAGCCUCAAUACCCCCAAGUAUUAGCAACAUACUAGAGUCUUGUUGCCUCAGACCUUGCAGGUAAAAGUCCUGAUAUCCCGCGGAACUGUUGCCUCAGCCUUUGCCUCGUUCUGUCCCAGUCUGCGGUGGGUCCUGUGGUUUGCUCCCCUAUUUCAUAGGUUGCCAUCGUUCUUGUAUUCUUUGUUUUUGUUGUGUCAUCUAUGGGUUGCCCCUUUACUAUGCAUCUAUUACCACCAGCUUAAUUGAUGUCCUUUACAGCAGGAAGACUGGUGAAGGGGGAUUUCACAGGUUAAUAGAUUACCUCACAUCUCCGUCUCGCUAAUCAGUACCCCAACUAUGUGUUAAUGCACUGAUCCAGAAGCUGAAUACCACCUCUUAAUUUUAUCAGGGAGCACGUCUGGAAAGGAAGAAGUUAUUUUUUAGCUGCCUAUCUGGAGUUAUUGUGAUCAUUAUUGGGGAGUAUUGACCAGUUUGACCAGAUGUGACACUUCCGUGACCCCUAGAUUUCUUCUUUUUUUUUAUUUUAUUUUUUUAUUUGUUCCUUUUUUUUAUUUUGGUUUAUACUUGUGCUGUUUUAUAUAAAUAUAUAUUUUUAUUUGUGUAAAUGUUUAGUUUUUACUUUCCUUUUUUUAUGCAUAGUGUUGUUUUUAUUUCGAUGCUGUUGCUCUCAAGAUGGUGCUAACCAGGAAAAAUAUUCUUUGUCAGGUUUUUUUUCCCCCUCAUUUUUCCUUAAAUUUUUUUUUUUAAUUUUAUAUCAUUCUUUGUUUUAUUUAUAUAAGUUAUUGUGACUGUUUUUCUGCCUCACUUUCCUUUUAAGCUAAAAUAAAAAAAAAAUCUAAAUAUA